Messenger RNA from Hyaena hyaena (striped hyena), 3258 nucleotides. It is a transcript of the gene LRRC45, whose product is annotated as leucine rich repeat containing 45. Bases 403 to 2832 code for a protein of 809 amino acids. The transcript is spliced from 16 exons. NCBI's taxonomy places the organism in Eukaryota, Metazoa, Chordata, Mammalia, Carnivora, Hyaenidae. Gene Ontology annotation, cellular component: centrosome. Gene Ontology annotation, molecular function: protein binding. The record is from RefSeq and is a predicted model, not a curated record.
GCCGCGCAGACCCGCGGACGCACGGGGACCGCCUGGAGCGCGAGGGCUGGGGCCUGGGCCCCGCAGACCGGCCCCGGCGCGGGAGGUGCCGUCGACGAGGGCUCCUCAGCCCCGUCGCCUGGGGCGGCCCCCCGCUCACGCCCCGGCCCUGCUCUCAUUCUCCUUCCUGUGGAACCAACUCAGUUUGUCCCUCGUUCCUCAGCGGCUGAGGGCUUAGGAGUCCCUGAUCUCCGCACUGAGCACCCCGGCACCGGAGGCCCCCGGGGAGAGGCCCCCCCAGGGGAGAGGCCCCCCGGGGAGAGGACCCCCGGGGAGAGGCGCGGGUAGCUGAGCAGGCCGUCGCCUUCCCGCUGCCUCCCAGCCCCGGCCGGCUCAUGGUGAAGCCCGCCCCAGGAGCGUGCCAUGGAGGAGUUCCGGCACUCCUACAGCCGGCUGUGCAAGGAGAGGGGGGCCGAGCCCCAGGAGACUGUCCUGCAGCAACUGCAGGAGCUGCCGUGGGGUCGGCUGGACCUGGCCACUCAGAGCCUGACCGUGGACACCUGCAGGGCCCUGGGGGCGCUGCUGCAGAAGGAGGCACUGCUGACCGAGCUCAUCCUGAGUGACUGCAUGCUGAGCGAGGAAGGGGCCACGCUGCUGCUCCAGGGGCUGUGUGCCAACACUGUUGUGCGGUUUCUGGAUCUAAAGGGCAAUAACCUUCGAGGUGCAGGGGCCGAGGCUCUGGGAAAACUCCUCCGACAGAACAAGUCCAUCCAGAGUCUCACCCUGGAGUGGAACAACUUGGGUGCGUGGGAAGACGCCUUCGCCACCUUCUGCGGGGCCCUGGCGAGCAAUGGUGCCCUGCGGCAGCUGGACCUCCGCAACAACCAGAUCAGCCACAAGGGCGCAGAGCAGCUGGCCCUGGCCUUGACACGCAAUGCCAGCCUCCAGCAGCUGGACUUGCGGUGGAACAACAUUGGCCUCCUGGGGGGCCGGGCCCUGGUGAGCUGUCUCCCCCGCAACAGAACCCUGUGGAGGCUGGAGCUGGCAGGGAAUAACAUCCCCGGGGACCUUCUCAGAGCCGUGGAGCAAGCCAUGGACCACAACCAGGACCGGCAGACCACCUUCCGAGAGAACCGGGCCCGCACCCGGCUGCUCAGCAAGGAGGUGCGGCACCUCCAUGAGGAGAAAUCCAAGCAGUUUCUAGACUUGAUGGAGACGAUUGAAAAGCAGCGGAAGGAAAUGGACAGGAGUGGCAGGGCAUCAGCGGUACGUGUGGGGCAGCUGCAGGAAGCCCUGAGUGAGAGACACUCUGUCAUUAAUGCGCUCAAGGCCAAGCUGCAGAUGGCCGAGGCUGCGCUGGCCCUGUCCGAGCAAAAGGCCCAAGGCCUGGGGGAGCUCUUGGCUACGGCGGUGGAGGAGCAGCGAAGCUUGGCGGAGAGGCAGGCAGACGAACACAGGCUAGAGCAGCAGGAAGCUUUGGAGCGGGAAUCCAAGCUCCUCAGAGACUUAUCUGCUGCCAAUGAGAAGACUCUUCUUCUGAGAAACCAGGUGGACGAGCUGGAGCGGAAGGUGAGAUCUCAGCAGGAGCAGCUGUUCGCGGCCAGGGAGGAGCUGACCAGCACAACGGCCGAGCUGAGGGCCAGGGCCAUCCAGGCUGAGGAGCGUCUGGAACUGGAGAAGAAGAGGUCCCGGCAGAGCUUGGAGGACUUGGAGCGGCUGCGUGCCACGGAGGUGCCUGUCAGUGAGCCCCUCAGGCCUCCUGCCGUCCCCGCUGUCCGCCCAGGGCCUGCAGAAGCCUCGGUGACAUGGUGUCCCUGGAGCACGCCCCUGGCUGGGCUUCCCUCGACCGCCUUGGGGUGCCUGGCAGUGCCAGCCCAGGCAGAUAACACCCGGGAACUCUGGACCAGGCUAUGGAAGGGAGCCCCGCACCGGCUGCGCUGUGCCCCCUGUGUGGCCCUGGGCUGUGCCCUCCAUCCUUGCUUCCUGCAAAGCCGUGUGGGGCAGCCCGUUCUCGGGAGGAGCAGUGUCCCCAAGACUUGCCUGCCCCCUGGGGUGGGAAGGGAAGCUUCCCUCCAUGGGGGUGGAGGGGCGGGGGUCCCCCGGGGAGCUGGUCCCAGCCCCGCUCCUGCCCUUCCCAUACCUGGGCAGGUGGAGCACAUGAGUCGCCACUUAGAAGAGAGUGAGAGGGCCAUGCAGGAGAGGGUACAGAGGCUGGAGACCUCACGGCUGUCCCUGGAGGAGGAGCUGAGCCGAGUGAAGGCGGCGGCUCUCAGUGAGCGUGGCCAGGCUGAGGAGGAGCUCAUCAAGGCCAAGAACCAAGUCCGUCUGGAGGAGCAACAGCGCCUGGCUCACCUGGAGGAGAAGCUGCGGCUGCUGGCCCAGGCGCGAGACGAGGCUCAGAGCGCCUGCCUGCAGCAGAGGCAGACGGUGGCCGAUGCCCAGGCGCGGGCCGGCCAGCUGGGCUUGCAGGUGGAGGGCCUGAGGCGGCGCCUGGAGGAGCUGCAGCAGGAACUGAGCCACAAAGACCAAGAAAAGGUGGCGGAGGUGACCAGGGUGCGCGUGGAGCUGCAGGAGCAGAAUGGCCGCCUGCAGGCCGAACUGACGGCGCAGGAGGCGCUGAGAGAGAAGGUGGCGGCCCUGGAGCGCCAGCUGAAAGUGAUCGCAGGCGACCACCGGGAGGCGCUGCUGGACAGGGAGAGUGAGAACGCCUCUCUCCGGGAGAAGCUUCGGCUCAAGGAGGCUGAGAUCGCCCGCAUCCGGGAGGAGGAGGCGCAGAGGGCCAGCUUCCUGCAAAAUGCCGUCCUGGCUUACGUACAGGGGUCUCCCCUGAGGGCCAUGGGUCCCCAGAAGUGAAGGGAAGCAGGGAGACUCUGGAAGGGGCAGGGAGGCAUCUGAGCCCCCCCCCCCCCCCCCCGCAGGCUGGCAGCUCAGGCCGCUCUGCAGCUGCGGGCUUGGGAGGUCGGUGCCCAGCUGGACCAGUGAGCAGCGCCGCUGCCGCCCGGCGCUGGGCUGGGCUGCCCCCCGGGCCCGCACGGGGCUGGCCGGCCAGGAGGCCCGGGGUGCGCACGCCCGGGCCCCGCACCCCAGCCCUCCGGGCGCGUCCCAGGGAACAUGCCUGAGAUGUCGUUGAGAAAAAGCAGCCGCGGGGGAAGGAAAUCCAGAAGACCUGCGUCCCCGACCCCUCACAGUCCCCUUUCCCCGUGUGCCCACAUACCUCCUUCCCAGUGCAACCCGAGUCCUGGGCCUUUUGAAAUACAGAACUUUUAUACUUUGUGAUAA